CACUUCUUCAAUCCGUCAGCCAUCGACUUCCUUCACUUCUUGAACUGACCACGUAGAUUCUGGUCGAUUCAAAAGAAAAUUACAACAAUGAACACUCCAGUAUCUCAAGAACGAUCCAUCUCGAAUGACCCAUCAUCCUCUACCUCAUCCUCAUCUUCCACUUCUACACCUACGUCUCCAUUUUCUCCCUGUCAAUCAUCUGAAUCUUCCAUUCCUACCAUUCCGAAACCUGUCAUACUCAGUAAUAAAAAAUCAACAAGUUCUAUCAAACGUAAACCCGUCCCUAUUUCUCAAGAAGAUAUAACCCUUCAAAUAACAUCUUUACAAGGAACCAUCCCCUCUAUCUCUACUUCCGUUACGGAGAAUUCAUCAAAUGAGAUCCCACCACCAAUUUAUGUCCUUCCUAUCGACCCUCCCAGACUAUCACAGGAGUCAAAUACAUCAUUACCUCCUUCUUAUAUCGGCGCACCGGUUGAAACACGUGAAGACGAACCGGCGGAGAGAUUGGUAGAGCCACAAGUGGUAGGAAUGGGUUUAAAUAGGGAUAUGUCUUUUGAAUCUUUACCUACUUAUGCCGAGGAGAAUCAGACAGAGUCAAAUACGUUAGCUACGGGUUUAUGGAAAUAUGGGUUUUUUUGUCCUUUGUUAUGGAUUAUAGGAACUUGCAUACUCUGCAUCCCUUUAACCCCACCAGAAGAAGAAACCGACCCAGAGAAAGCUCAAAAGGUGCAAGAGAUCAUCACUAUUCUCAGAGCUACCGAAUUGAAAUACGCCAAACGUUGCGCUUAUAGUCUUGCCGCUUUCGUCCUUCUCAUCGCCAUCAUCGUCGUCAUUGUAGCUGUCGUCGUUUCCCGUUAG
Tremella mesenterica DSM 1558 is the source of this 858-nucleotide messenger RNA. RefSeq lists its product as uncharacterized. The coding region runs from base 88 to 858 and encodes 256 amino acids. The transcript is spliced from 3 exons. Lineage: Eukaryota; Fungi; Basidiomycota; Tremellomycetes; Tremellales; Tremellaceae. The record is from RefSeq and is a predicted model, not a curated record.